Amoebophrya sp. A120 is the source of this 2372-nucleotide messenger RNA. The record is from the annotation of a GenBank genome assembly. Lineage: Eukaryota; Dinophyceae; Syndiniales; Amoebophryaceae.
AUGAACCCGCUGCACUACCGAGAAGGCGGGGACCUGCAAUACCGCAGCAUGUGUUCGCUAGCAACUGGCACAGCCUCUCCGGCCGCCCACCUCGCACUGGCGGCGGACAAGGUGACGGUGUCGAGCGAGUUCAACGAGCACACCGCCGCGCCACUGCUCGUUGACGGAAACGUGGCCGGUGGUAUGUUCACAACUGCCGACAACUCUUAUGGCGCACCAGCCCAGAAGUGCCCCUGGAUACAAAUAGAGUUACCCGACGACACUCCGGUGAGCCAUGUGGAGCUGAGCACGCAGCACGAAGGAAGUAACCUAUUUCGGCUUCGCCGAUUGUUUUUCAUUUAUGAGGAUCAUUCCCAGACGUGGGACGCUGGGAACUCGGGCCGGCCGGAGGGAAACCUCGCCAGGGAGCAGAACGCCGGCCUUCGGGUUCUGCUCACCAACACCGCACGCGACAGGACCGCCACUUCCCAAUGGCAUACCCCAUCCGCGACCCGGCAGUGGUGGAAGGGGACCGCGGCUGGGGACCCUUGUCCGGACCCUGAUCCUGUCGAAGUCUGCGAGCACAUCAUCUGCAAAGAAGGCGAAGGAGCUACCUGCAAACAAGACCGGUUCCCGGCGUCCGGGGCCGUGGCCACCGCUAAAGUGACCUGCGGGGACAAGAAGGGCAAGUACCUCACCAUCGAGCUGUAUGGAACUGUCAGGAUUGAAAUCGUCAAAGUUGAAAUAGUUUGUCAUGCAUAAAAUGCAACGCGAGCGCAGAAAUGAAAACGCCUGUCUUGCAGAGUAGGCAAGGGAGGCAGAUUGUGAGCCUGUUUCGGGGUAGAAGUAGAGCUUCUCAAGUAGCAUCACAAAAGGCGUCCUCCUUACCCAAACUAACAGCAUUACAAACUGGAUUUCGGCUCUACUCAAAUUUGUCAUGCGCCGCUUACAAAUUGGACUUGCAACUGGUAUCGAUUUUAUGCAUUACAAGUUAUUUCAACUUUGUCGAUUUCAACUCUGACACAUCCAUAAGCUGCCCGGCAUCACGGCCUCCAUGGCUGCCGAUUACACUGCUCCAUCGAAGCGCAUGCUCAACCUGAACGAAGUGCAGGUGUUUGCCGCCACCAGCCUACCAAGAGGGAAAUGGCGCGUGCAGUUUCGGGACAACCAGCCCCGCUACGUCACCCGCUUCCGCAUUUUUCCGCGUCUCUAUCCUGACGGAAAGAUAAAUGUUCGAGACCAAAACAGGAUCAAAGGAGCAAAGAUUUACUUUGACGAUGAGACCACCAGUUCGCAGAGCUUGCCGGUACCCUUUCCCGAAAUUAAUCAUUACGAUGCGUCUGUCCACCGCGUCCUGAAGUCCAUUACGAUCGAGGGGCUGCACGACCAUCAGCUCACCAUCUGUGGAUUCCACCUGUUCGUGCCAGCGGACCAGCCUCGAACGGCAACCGUGGUACCACCGGAAGUGAGUACUCGCCUCCUUCGAGCGGAGCACCCGCUGCUCCAGCAGGCACAGCAAGGCGACCGGCUCAGGUUUCGCUUUCUUGGGGAGUUCGGGAAAACCAAGUCCGCAAACUACAAACACCAUUUGUUGCGCUUUCACGUGACCCCUGCGUAUCAGACGUGAAAGAAGAUAAUAUGAAAUAAAUAUGACAUCGAUCUGCUCCAUCUUCUACUGUAGCGCGCGCCCGCGCCGCGACUUCUGUAAUUAUUAUAUGGAGGCCCGCUCAGGUCGUAAUAAUUUACUCUUUAUGAUGUAUAUCAUGCAAAUAACGGCGCCGCAUUAAAAAAGAAAAAAGACGAUGUCGAUCGCCUGAACCACGAUGUCGAUCGCGCUUAUUCCGGCAGCCCGGGCGCCAGAAGGGCAUUCCGGACGGAGCAGUCCCGGGGCCGGGCGACUGGUGUGCGUCUCUGUUGCCAAGGGGAGACGUUGCGUAUUGGCUUGCCCAGUUACCGCCCUCGUAGAUGGUUUGUGUAUUUUUCCCUAUUUGUCGGAGAACAGAAAUUCGAACUCCGAUUUUCUGCUUCCGAGGUGCAUUUCAAAAUCAAGUUCAAAAUCCGUUCAAAAUCCGUUCAAGACCAAAUUUCUAAUAUGGCGAAGAGGUUUUGAACGGAUUUUGAACGGAAUUUGAACGGAGGUUUGAGUUUCGUUUUGAAAUUGGUGGAAAAUUUGAAUCACGUUUUGAAAUUGGUGGGAAAGUUGAAAUACGUUUUGAAAUUGGCCUGUGGGAUGAAUUUCGUUUUGAAAUUGGCCUCCCUCAUCAAUGACGCUUCGAAAUUCCAACCCGGGGCGAAGCCACGCUGCGAGCCUACGGCCUGGGCUAGUCGACCGCCAGCAUGCGUGAAAAUUGCCGCCAAAUAGCCUCCGCAGCAGCAGCGGCAAAGGUAUUUUG